AUGGAACAUUCACGUGAUAGGGCUGUUGGUGGAUCUAUAAAUAAUCCUCCAUGGUUCGAAGGUGGAUGUGAAAAAUAUACUCAGUGGAAAAUAUACAUGAAAUCAUAUCUCUAUGCUCAAGAUGAACAUGUGUGGAAUAUUUUAGAAAAUGGCUGGACUAUACCUAUGAUAAAAACAAAAGGAGAAAGCUCUUCCACUGCCACUCCCAAACCAAGGAAGGACUGGACUGAGGAAGAAGUUCGUGAUCUGCAAGCAGAUUUCAAGGCUAAGAACAUCAUUUUCACAGCCCUAUCUGAACGGGAAAAACUGAGGAUCAGUCACUGUGAUACUACCAAGCAGGCAUGGGAUCUUCUACAGACUACAUAUGAAGGAAAUAAAAAGGUACGUGCCCAGAAAUUACAAGCACUGAUCUUUGAGUUCGAAACUAUGACUAUGGGAGAUGAUGAAACCAUUGAUGAUUUCCAUGGUAGAAUUCUCAAAAUUUUCGGUCAAUGUCGUAGUCUGGGAGCACAUUUUGAUGAAGAUAAGAUUGUCAAAAAAAUUCUUAGGGCCUUGCCAGAAAAAUUCCAUUCAAAAGUCACUAGUAUAGAGGAUUCAUUUGAUAUUGAUGAGUACCCACUUGAUGAGCUCAUUGGCAAUCUCAAAACUUAUGAGAUGAGGUUAAAACCUGAGAAGAAAAAUAAAGGUGUAGCCUUCAAGGCAGCAAAAGGAGUUGAAGAGGAAGAAGAAACACUAGAUCUUGCUCUACUGACAAAGGAAUUCAAAAGAUUUCUCAAAAGCAAGAACUCCUCUAGAAAUCCCAAUGCUUCUAGGAAAAACACCUAUGGAGGAAGCAGUAGCGGCAGUGACUACAAUGGCAAGAGUGGGAAAGGAAGCUUCAAGGGAACUCACUCUGGAAAACCUAAAUGCUAUGAGUGUGGUGGCUAUGGCCAUAUCUCUACUGACUGUGGAAAUAGGAAGCAUGGAAACAACAACAACAAGUCUCUUCUUUCAACUUGGAGUGAUGAUGAGUCUCAAGAAGUGGAAAAUUUGGCUCUUGUAUCGUCACUUCUACCUGAUUCUGACAGUGACGAGGCUUUUUCUGAUGAUGAAACAAAUAUCCGCUACAAACAACUCUACAAAGCUUCAAAGGCCACAUUACUAAGAAACUUAAGCUUAGAAAAGGAAGUUGAAUUUCUAAGAACAGAAAAAGAAAAAGUGGAGCACAUGUUGGAGACUUCACAAUCCACAUGGGAACAGGAAAGAAGCAGCCUUGUUACUGAGAUGGCUAUCUCGUCGAGUGAUUAG
Rosa rugosa (rugosa rose) is the source of this 1287-nucleotide messenger RNA. RefSeq lists its product as uncharacterized. Gene Ontology annotation, molecular function: nucleic acid binding; zinc ion binding. The record is from RefSeq and is a predicted model, not a curated record. Bases 1 to 1287 code for a protein of 428 amino acids. The transcript has a single exon. Lineage: Eukaryota; Viridiplantae; Streptophyta; Magnoliopsida; Rosales; Rosaceae.